CAAUGGACAGACUCACCAUGUGCCACGUACAGCUUAGAACAAGCUAGAAGCUAGUACCACUCACCCAACUACUCCAGCUAGUGGGCAGUACGUAGAUGCAUGUAUCCAUCCCUGCUCUCACCCACAUCUUCAUCACAUAUUCCCCCCCAAAUUAACGUCUUGUCGAUGCCGAAUUGCCGAUCGAGCUAUAUAUAUAUAAAUGCAGGGAAACGGAGCUUGGCCUCUUGAGUCCUCCAGCUCGUCAACUCAGUCUUGUGCUCUCGUCCACACUGCACUCGAGAGAAUUGAUUGAAAUAUAAGAGACCAUGGCGCCGGCGGUGAAGCUGUACCAGCUGCUGACGGGAAGGAAGAAGAGGAGCAUCAGCAGCAGCAGCCGGCCGUCUUCGUCGUCCCCUGCGCCGGUGGCGGGGGUGAAUGUGCCGCGGGGCCAUUUCGCGGUGUACGUGGGCGAGCGGCGGACGCGGUUCGUGGUGCCGACGGCGUGCCUGCGGCGGCCGGCGUUCGUGCUGCUGCUGCGGGGCGUCGAGGAGGAGUUCGGUUUCGGGCACCGCGCCGGCGGGCUCGCCUUUCCCUCCUGCUCCGAGAAGGACUUCGCCUCCAUCGUCGCCGCCUGCUAGCUUUGCUUACUAAACUUAGCUGCUCCUCCGCGCACCGACGACGACGACGACGACGACGAGUCCUCCAUGGAUUAGCUUGGUUAGCGAAUUGCAUGCAGUUAGCUCAUCCGAAGCUGCCGGUCGAGCCGUGGGCUGAUACGAUUAUUAGUACGGAGUAGUAGAUUGUUUUUAGGACAGAUUAAUUAAGUUUCUUUUGUCUGAACCAGUAUAAUUUGGUUUUGCUGACGAUCUAUGUAACCAGAUUUAACUGUCGCAUGUGUUCGGAUCAAUCUGUGGUUUCCUUGUACCAGUGUGUCUGGUCUCCCGGAAGUUUUUUCUUUUUUCCGUUUGUCAGGGGGCAGAGCUCCAGAUUUCCUCUGUCUAAAUCGAUGUCGCGGAACUUCAGUCA
Brachypodium distachyon (stiff brome) is the source of this 1005-nucleotide messenger RNA. RefSeq names its product auxin-induced protein X15. Gene Ontology annotation, biological process: response to auxin. NCBI's taxonomy places the organism in Eukaryota, Viridiplantae, Streptophyta, Magnoliopsida, Poales, Poaceae. The record is from RefSeq and is a predicted model, not a curated record. The transcript has a single exon. The coding region runs from base 306 to 617 and encodes 103 amino acids.